Molecule: messenger RNA, 1853 nt
Organism: Cloeon dipterum
Lineage: Eukaryota; Metazoa; Arthropoda; Insecta; Ephemeroptera; Baetidae
Exons: 12
Coding region: 103-1659 (518 amino acids)
Source: RefSeq, a predicted model, not a curated record
CGAUCGCUGCCGCUGGGCCACGCUCAACACAACGAACUCUCUUUCCGCCCGGCAACAGGCAUUAAUCAACACGGUUUUACUAUCGACUGAAAGAAAUCUGAAAUGUUUGGGCAGCUCACCGUCCCAUUAUUUCUUUUGCUUUUAGCAAAAGAAUUGCAAAGUACGGAUGGAUACGUGUUUCCAAUCACGAAGGAAGGUUUUGUGACUGCCUGCGUCUCAGACGAAACACCAGUUGCGUUCGUGAAGAAUUACCAGAGUAGAAAUGAUGAUGACACAACGGUUGAUGUCGUGGAUUUAAACGGAAAUGCAAUUCCUCUUGCUGAUCACGAUUGCAACUUGGUGCGAGAGGGAGGCUGCGAGAAAUGGAAUCUCAAUGGAUGGGAAAAGCAACGAAACACGCGGGGCUCAUUCCCGAUGGUCACUGAUUACCGCUGGAAUGAUUUUCCGGUGAUAUUUGUGAAUGAAUUAUAUGCUGAGAACACCAUCAAAAUAACCAAUAACCAGAAUACCAAGAUGUAUUUUUCGAUUUUGGCACAUGAAGCGGCGCAAUUCCUUUUCACCAGCGAUUCAACUUUAGAUAGCGGAUGCAACGCCGUUAUUGACGCAUGGCAAUCAGAGCAUAAAUCUGUCAUAAGGGAUUGCCAUAAAAUAAGUGGUUAUCUUGAUACUACAACUAGUAACGUUUGGCCAAGUUGUGGUGAAGUGUAUCAAAGUAUAGCGGGCCGUGCUGUUCUCAAAGAAGGGAAGAAAUGGGCACAUGCCACACUGGAAAUUACAAUCGAUGAAGACGAUACAAGCAAUUCUCUGAAUAUACAAGAAAACAUUUAUAUCAAGUUUUCUGCACACAGCUCUUGCAUCAGAGGAAACAGAGCCGGCGAUUUUUCGGUUUCCUUCAGGAGUUCAAAACGUAGAAAAGGCCUAUUCAAAAGACAUGAUUAUUCCAUCAUUCGACCUGUGGAAGCAUCAAAUUCAAUGGAGGUGCAACUGGAGGAAGAUUCGACCAGCUCGUUUUGCGUAGACGUCGUGUUUUUAACAAAUGAAAGAAUUACUUCAGGCAACAAAAUAUUCUCGGUUGAAGUCGUGGACGCAACAGGAUCAAAGAUAUUUGACAAAACAGUUCAAUCAGCGGACAAUUAUUUGAAAUGGACCACGGAGAGAUUUGGAGCAAGAGAUAUCACACCGAAAAAGGGUUGGAAAAUCAAAUUGACUGCACAUGAUAAAUCACUUGUCAUUGGAGGCGUUAAAUUCUGCAAAGAAGGAGACUUGGUCACUAAGACUAAAAUGAGCUACGUGACUGACUGCUAUCCAUUAGUGCAACGAGCGGAAAACCAGACUGCAGACAAAAAUGAUUACAAUCGACUUCUGUAUCAGCUCGGCGAAUGCAAGGUAUUCGGAGGAAAUUGUGAGGGAUACAAAUCGUGUCACAGUCAAGAUAAUUGUACAUGUUUUGCUGGAUAUCGAGGAGAUCAAUGCACCUGCUGCCCUGGGAGAACAUUCGGCAAAGACUGCUCUGAGACAUCUUCCCGAUUCUGUUUCGAUGAAAAAUUCUCUAACAUAGACGGAACAUGUCUACUGGGUUGCGUCUCUGGAUAUCGUUACCCUGAAUGUCUUGAAGCAAUCGCAGAAAACCCGAACAAACCUUUCACGAAGCCACAGUAAAAUUUACAAAAGCGACAUCUGAACCUUGCACCGCUGAAAUAGCACCAUUCGACGAAGAAAAUCAUGGCGACGACCAGCGCUUGUAAAACAAACACCAUUUAGGGCAUGAAAACAGUUUUGAAGCUUUUAGUUUAGCCACUGUUUAAUUUUCCCAUUCAAUUUAUAAUAUUUCUAAUUAAAAUAAAUUGUUCUAG